AUGCCGCGUGUGCCCUCGAAAGACACCGAGCGAUGGCGCCGCGUGGUGAAGGAGCUCGUGGACGUCGUCGUCGAUGCGAUGCUCGACUACGCGCCCGACCGCGGGAUGGCGAAUGUGACGGAUGAGGAGAUCAAGGCGCGCGGGAUCGUGGCGCUGAGAGAUCUGAACGCGCGACAGAACGGCGCGCGCGUGGAGGCACCGUCGCUGUGGAACUGGGGACGUAAGAGAUGGCGCAAUCUCGUGCGUCAGGAGCUCUGUAGGCGCGCACGGCGCGGCACGCGGGGACUGUCGGAUGAAGAAGCCGCUGCGUUUCUCGCCGCGCUCCCGGCGUGGGGCGAACCGCGACGGAAUCCGCCGAGCGAGGCGCCGGCUCCGACGCCGCAACGGUUCCGUGAUGACAAGAGCCGAGAUCACCCGGGAUGGCAGCUCUUCAAAGGCGUUUUCAGCGACUCGGACGUGACGCGGUUGCUUGCGUUGAAGUCAAAAGUAAAGGCUAACGAGUGGGCGAAUCUGUUCAACGGCGCCACGUGGGAGCCAAGCGAGCGCGAUAAGGCGCGUAUCUGCACCGCGCUCGAGUCGAAGGAGCUAAGCACAUCAUACGAGUGUGUCGUCAUGCCGCGGCAACGCAAAGGGUGGAGCGUGACCGUCCACAAUAGCGCGUUCAGACAGCGAGCUCACGUGGGAACUGUGGAGGACGAGACGUGGAUCGUCGAGCGCAUCAGGCCCCUUCUCCCCGAGAACGCCGUGUUCCCGCCGCCGGGUCACAUCACGUACAUGAUUCAGAACGUGCGCGACGUGCCGUGUUCGGAGUCUCGGAGCGAGCAGCCUAUGCACUACGAUUUCAAACCCGGUUCGCAGAGGUUGGGUGUCGUCAUCAGCCUUCACGAUUCGGUCUACGUGGCGGUCGGCGACCGGUGGUCAGAGGACGUGUCGAAAGUGCGCGCGCGCGUGCGCAUACCAAAUGGUUCUGUGUUUGUUUUCGUGAGUUCCGUCCCGCACGCGGGGAUGGGCGACGUGGGCGAGGACGGGGUGGAGAGAAUACACAUUCACGUCGGUUUGGAAUGCGAGCCUAAAGACGUACAUCCGGUUCGUGUCGGCGAAGACCGCGGCGAGCUUUUGGCAUAUUAG
This is a messenger RNA of Ostreococcus tauri, 1128 nucleotides long. Its product is annotated as unnamed product. The transcript has a single exon. The record is from RefSeq and is a predicted model, not a curated record. NCBI's taxonomy places the organism in Eukaryota, Viridiplantae, Chlorophyta, Mamiellophyceae, Mamiellales, Bathycoccaceae. Bases 1 to 1128 code for a protein of 375 amino acids.